Molecule: messenger RNA, 930 nt
Organism: Talaromyces proteolyticus
Lineage: Eukaryota; Fungi; Ascomycota; Eurotiomycetes; Eurotiales; Trichocomaceae
Product: chorismate mutase/prephenate dehydratase
Exons: 2
Coding region: 1-930 (309 amino acids)
Biological process (GO): L-phenylalanine biosynthetic process
Cellular component (GO): cytoplasm
Molecular function (GO): chorismate mutase activity; prephenate dehydratase activity
Source: RefSeq, a predicted model, not a curated record
AUGGCCUCUCUUCGAGUCACCUUCCUAGGCCCCGCAGCUUCGUUUUCGCACCAGCAGGCCGCUAUAAACAGCUUUGAUAAAAGUGCCUCCCUAUUCCCGUCACUCUCUUUCGCCGACGCUUUCUCAGCAGUCCAAAACAACACUGCGGACUACGCCGUAAUUCCUUUCGAAAACUCGACCAAUGGAUCGGUCGUCCAAACGUUAGAUCUUUUAGCAGAUCGCCAAGGGCUGUACAAAGAUGUGACUGUCUGUGGAGAGUACUUUCUCACUGUCCAUCAUUGCCUCGUGAGCGGAAAACUGCUGUCUCCAACCGAUUUCACUUCGAUAACCAAACUCUACACACAUCCUCAGGCCUGGGGACAAUGUGAGUUGUUUUUAUGUCGGUAUUUCAGAGGCAAGGAGAGACAGGAUGUCUCUUCAACCUCCAAAGCAGCCGAUAUCGUUUCCAAGGACACCUCAGGCCAAACUGCUGCCAUUGCUAGCAAGCUUGCAGCCGAGCAUUACGGGGCUUUCGUCUUGCAAGAAAACAUUGAAGAUGAAGAAGACAAUACAACCAGGUUCCUCAUAUUGAGGAACAUUCAAUUGGCACGUUCUGGUGACAUUUCAGCUAACCUCUCCAACGUUGCUACGAGUGGCUCAGACACGAGAAAAACCUUGAUAUCUUUUACGAUCGAACACUCUUCUCCCGGUGCAUUGGCCGAUGCCUUGUCAGUUUUCAAAACACACGGAUUGAACCUAACUAGUAUCAACUCCAGGCCGAGUUUACUGCGACCGUGGCAGUAUAUAUUCUUCAUUGAAUGUGAGCAUGUAUCCACCGCAAAGGAUCCCAGCGCCAUUCACGAUACCCUUGAAGAACUGAAGAAGAUAUGCACAUCUUAUAGAGAUUUAGGAACGUGGACAGAUGGUCUUGUUUCUCCCGACCUGGCCUAG